UAUAAGUGAUUUUAAUAACAUACUGUUUAUCUGUUUCACGUGAGAACUACGAUUCUCUAUCGUAUCGUGUAUUAUAUAUAAAUUUUCUGUUUCCUCGGAAAUGACGGACGAAUCGCAAGAUAAGAUAGAUGGUAGAACUGAGAACAGCAAGGGAAGAAAUCCGGUGAACUUCGACAGUAUUUGUAAGGAAAUUAUGCUACGAAAUAAGUUAUCUCGGCGCAACUGGUCCAGAAAGUAUGAACACCUGUCGGGUGAAUUUUUUAAGAAGGUGCUGGCCGAAGAAUGCAGAAAGGAGGGAUUUCCGGCGGACACUUUCCAACACAAACCACCGGAAGAUGCGAUUAAGCGUUCACCAAUUCUUCUAAAACCAUCGCCGUCCAUUCCCAGAACGGCAUCCGGUAUGGUAGGCUUACGGUCAUCUCGUCCAGAAUAUGAUCUUGAGUUUACAAGUCACUGGUAUAUAUCGCCGAAACGAACGAUCGAACCACCCAUAGAACCUGGUGAAUUUCGCGUCAUGCAGCAAAGAUUCAUUUUUCUCGGUUAA
Bombus pyrosoma is the source of this 544-nucleotide messenger RNA. RefSeq lists its product as uncharacterized. Bases 101 to 544 code for a protein of 147 amino acids. NCBI's taxonomy places the organism in Eukaryota, Metazoa, Arthropoda, Insecta, Hymenoptera, Apidae. The record is from RefSeq and is a predicted model, not a curated record. The transcript is spliced from 3 exons.